AUGCCUUGGCCCUUGACUGCCAUCGUCGUCGUAUUGUGCUGUUGUAGUGCGAUUGUUGCGUUCGCAAUAGACGAUCAGGACCCCACAUGGAGCGAGUCGCUGGUCCAUGCAACCGUGGUGAGUGGAGAGUGAGAAAAAUGAGAUUUUUUGGGGUCGUUUGAAGGGAAAAUUUAAUGAAAAAGGAUUGGGGAACAGUACAGUGGGGGACCUGAUCCAGUGGCAAAAAACGUGCCAUUCUGCAUCCGGGAAGUAUCAAAAAUGUGGCAAAAUGCCUCCCUAUCCAAGUGAAAAAACUUCGUUUUGACAGGCGCGCCCUUUUUUCUUCACAAAAAGAACGGGCGGGCUUUUGAAACGAGAGUUUUUUCACUUGCAGAGUGAGGUAUUUUGCCACAUUUUUUGAUGCCUCCUGGAUGCAAAAUGGUACGUUUUUUGCCACUGGAUCAGGUCCCACGCUCUACGUAAGAGCUUUAUUCAGCGUGAUGAUUAAUUUCACUGCGAUAUUUAGCUAGAAAAACCCGGAAAUUUAGCAAAUAAGAGGGGUUUUUACCCUCACAAGGCAAGUAGUAUUUCAAGUCUCACAUUUUCGUCAAAGUUUGCACACAUGUCAGACAUAGUCCUUUUAUCAAUUUCUGAAAGUUUUAGCUCGCGCUUUUCAGCCCCCGCCGAAAUAUUCGACGAUCUUUGUGGCCGAGAGAGUACGCAAAACGCGGAGGCGGUCAGAGAGGAAAACGCUUUUUGACCAUAACUUUGCCAGUUUUGCUGCGAAAAAAUUGAUUUUUUGUGGAAAUAUUACUCUCUACGGUAGAAAUUGAUAAUAAAAUUUUUGGGCUAAAAAAUCGCAAAAAAAAUUCAAAAUUUUUCCUUUUUUGACCUAAAAAUCAACUAUUUUGGAGACCCAAAAAGUCAAUUUUACACCAAGAGAAACCUUCGUACAAUAACUUCUUUCGUUAACAAAAUUUUUUUUCGGCCUUUGUUUCUCAUUGCGCAGAUUUUUUUUUUUUCAAUUUUUCUCGUCUUUUUUCUAAUUUUUGACCAUUUUAUUUUUCGUCAUUUCAGCUCUUCCGGCAUGGCGCUCGCUCCCCGAUGUGGUUCAUCCCCAACGACUUCGACAAUCGCCUCGAAACCUGGCCCGAGGGCCUCAGCGCCCUCACCGCGCUGGGCCGGCGACAGAUGCUCGAAUUGGGCCGAGUCAUGCGCCAACGGUACGGCCAUUUCGUUGAUGACCAGUUCAGCCCGCAAGAAGUGUAUGUGAGGAGCACGGCGAACGAUCGAACGCUGAUUUCGGCCAACAUUUUUUUAUCAGGGUUUUAUGAGCGACAAAAAAAUGAGAGCAAAUUUGGAUUUGUCGCUGUCCCCGUGCACACAAAGCCCGUCGAAGAGGAUAAAGUGAGAUUUCAAGGGGAUUUUUUAACAAUUUCAAGACGAUUUUUUAACAAGGGAACUACCCCAAGUGCGACGCUCAGAUUUUCGUCAAAUUUUGCACACAGAUCGGGCAUAGACUAAAUAUCAAUUCCUGAAAAUUUUAGCUCACGCUUUGCAAGCGCCGCUGAGAUAUUGAACGAUCUUUGCGGCCGAGAGAGCACGCAAAACGCGGAGAGCGGUCAGAGAGAAAACGCUUUUUGGCCAUAACUUUGGCAGUCUCGUGCGGAAAAAUUUGACUUUUUGUGGAAACAUUACCCUCUAUGGUAGAAAUAGCCAUGAAAAUUUUCAUGCUAAAAAAUCGCAAAAAAAUGUCAAAUUUUCAUCGAUUUUUAAUCUAAAAAUCUCGGUUGUUUCUGCAAAGCGCGAGCUAGGAUUUUCGCACAAAAUUUUAGAAUUUUUUUUGUUGAAUAAAAAAAUUUUUUCAGGAGCUAACUUUCUACGUGAAAUGCCCCACUGCUGACGAUAUUUUUGAAAAAUUGAUGUACGAAAAUGACAAGUUCAUCAAUCUGGCUGAAAAAUCAGUCCACGCCGUGACCUAUCUCUCCAGAAUGGGCGGUUUUUCCAAGGUGCCGCUUCCAUUGCGGGAUUUUGUCCAACUUUAUGAUCCAUUGAAGAGUGAGGUAAGUUGAUGUCUAGUGUAAUAUAAAAAUCGCAACUUUGAAAUCAAUUUUUGGAAGAAAAAAAGAAAAUAGGCGCAAAUUUGGAGUGAAAUUUUUUUAGGCACGUUUGAAAUUUGGAGCUCGAUUUAUGACUAAAGAAUGCAGAUUUUUAGAUCAAAAUUUGGAAAAAUUUUUUUUUGCGAUUUUAAUUUGAAAAAAUUAGGGUACUUUUUGGGAUUAUGAAGACAAUUUCUCCAUCAAAGAGCGUUUUUUCCCAGCGAGACUUUUUUUAAACCGCCAAAAAAAAUUCUGUCUAGCCGACUCUCAUCAUUUUGCAUGCUCUCUCUCAAAAAAAAGAUUGCGUAAUAUCCCAGCUGUGGUUGCAAAAGGCAAGCUGAAAUUUUCAGUGAUUGUUAACUAUGCUAUUUAGAGUAUAUGUGGAAAAUUUGAAGAAAAUCGGAGGGUACCCCAUUGAGUACUAGCCAUUUAAUCUUUUUUUUGAACCUUUUUCAUCGGUUCGCAAAAAAAUUGAUUUUUAGAAUUUUAUUGAUAAAAUGUAGAAGCCAGCGCAUUAUCAUAGACAAAAUAAGAGUCUUGGCCACACAAAAAAACAAUUUUCAGAAAGUCCACAACCGUCAAUGGCCUUACUGGAUCAACGAAUCUUUAUUCGAUGAGAUUGAGAGGUCGUAUGAUAUUGGAAGCUAUUUGCUGGUCGACGAUGACCGAUUGAAACGCCUCCGAGUUGGUCCAUUAUACAAGGAGAUCUUGGAGAGGAUAGAGAACAUCAAUUCGAAUGGAUCAACUCGGAAAAUGCACUUGUAUUCGUGCCAUGACACAACUUUGGGCGGAAUUUUGGCAACGCUGGGAAUGGAGGCGAAAACGGUCAGUUUUCGGGGGAAAACUAGAGGAAAGGUUGAUGACACGAGAUAGUAUAGAGUGUCUAAAUCAUCUAUGUGCUUUUUAUUUUUUCCAAAAAAAGAUUUUUUUGGAGAAAAAUUUAAAUUUUGGCCAUUCUAAAUCUUGAUGAUUUUUUAAAAUUUUUUGGUUUUUUGCGGUAAAAUACGAAAUAAUGAUGGUAAAUUAGGCAUCUACACUAAAUCUAUAUAGCAUUUGGCAACAUUUUAUGACAUUUUUUAAAUGAAAAUACCGAUUUUUUCUGAAAUUCUUUUAAUUUUUCGCUAAAAUGGCACUUUUUUGCUGUCAAUUCAAAUUUUUACUGUCUAAACCAUUUUAAUUAGCAUCAAAUUGCCUUUAAAUUGACUUCUACUCUCUUUUACAAUCUUUUGAUUACAGUACCCGCAAUUUGGUGCAUCACUAAUUAUUGAAUUUCACAAAAACUCCACUUCAAAUUGGCUCCGUUUUUUCUACCGAGAAGGAUUUUCCAAUUCCACUAAUUUCGAUGAGCUGUUCCCAAAAAAUUGCCUCUGGCCGUGUUCGCUGGAGAAGCUGCAUGGGUUUGUGAGGCCUUUCAUUCCGCAGAAUUGGGAGGCCGAGUGUGGAUUUGAUUGGGCGAUUCGACGCGAAAAAGUGCUCAAUCACACGAUUUUAACGGACAAUCACGAUGUUGUUGGGCAAACUGGUGGGUCUUGAUGUUUUUUUUCACGUGGUAAAAAGUAUAAUCUUUCAAAUUGAGCAAAAAAUCAUAUGAAAAAUCGAUUUUUUGCAUGAAAUUGGGGCUUUUUCCAAUAAGGAACUGGGACGAUUGGGGAAACCAAAAAGUAUUAUUUUUCUACGAUGCAAGUGUCGAAAUUGGGAUAAUCGAGGGUGCUGAUUUCGGAAAUGCUAAAAAACGGUGUGACAAUUUUUGAAAUGAUGUUGCAAGUAAUUGUACUGCCUUCUCGAUGAAAUUAAAAUCAUUUUAUCUACUUGAUUUUAAAAAAAUUAUCCGAAAAAUUCAAAAAAAAAUCCAAAAAAAUUACUUAUUGAAACGGAGUUGGACGAUUGGGGAAACCGAAAAGUAUUAUUUUUCUUUGAUGCAAGCGUCGAAAUUAGGAUAAUCGGGGGUGGUGAUUUCGAAAAUGACAUUCAUCUUUUUUUGAUCCAUACUUUUUUCCUUAAGUAGUGCUGUAAAGUAGUAAUUUUUCGAAUUUUUUCAUGAAUACUCGGUUUAGGGGUUUUCGACGGUGCAGAUUUCAAAAUUUCAAAUCAGAAAAAAUGAAUAAGAUUUUCGAAAUCAGCACCAUUGAAACCCUCCAAAUCGAGUAUUCGUGAAAGAAAUUCAAAAAAUUACUACAUCACAGUACUACUUAAAGAAAAAAGUAAGGAUCAAAAAAAAAUGAAUGUCAUUUUCGAAAUCAGCACCCUCGAUUAUCCUAAUUUCACACUUACAUCGAAGAAAAAUAAUACUUUUCGGUUUCCCCAAUCGUCCAACUCCGUUUCAAUAAGUAAAUUUUUUGGAUUUUUUAAAAAUUUUCGGUUAAAUUUUUUAAAAUCAAGUAGAUAAAAUGAUUUUAAUUUCAUCCAGAAGGCAGUAAAAUUACUUGUGACAUCAUUUCACCCAUUAUCACACCGAUUUUUCGGCUGAAAAAUCGAUUUUUUCACUUUUUUUGACAAAACGCUUUAGUUUUUUUCCAAAAAAUCUCCAAAUCACUGUCAAAACCAUUCCAGAUCGCCUCUUAAAGCAACGUAAUUUUCCUACUUUCUUUUCAGCGGUGAUGGGAAUACAACUUGUGACUAUUGUGGCGUUAAUUUUAAUUAUUAUCAUUCAAUGCAUCACCAUUCGAAGGGAACAUGGGGUGUUCAUUGUGAAUGGGAAAUAA
Molecule: messenger RNA, 4780 nt
Organism: Bursaphelenchus xylophilus (pine wood nematode)
Lineage: Eukaryota; Metazoa; Nematoda; Chromadorea; Rhabditida; Aphelenchoididae
Source: the annotation of a GenBank genome assembly